UGACUUCACUGUCAUGGAGGUUAUCAAUGACUUUCGUUUUUUUCGUCAUUCCACACCUUAAACCCAAGCUAACAGCAUUCCAAAUUAUUUUCUGGCCCCCCCAAUAAGCGACUUUUUUGUGCGUCUUUUGAGUUGAUCUAACCGAAGAAAUUCAAAAUGCAUUUUAUAGCCGCUAUAACAAACUUGCUGCUCAUUGUAGCCUGCGGAUAUGCAUUGUAUGUCCUGGAACCCGCCCAGAAUCCAUACGGCUAUUUGGCGGCAUCCUUUAGCCUUGUCCACGGACUGCUGGGCUUAGUGCGGGCUUAUCAGGAGGAGGAGGACGAAUGCGGUCGUGCAUUUGUAUUUUCAAGCAGUAUUCUGGAGGUGAUCCCCCUGCCGCUGGCCAAUAUCGAGUUCUACCUAAUAUCCGAUCUAUCGCCACUUGCGAUGGUCCAUGCCCUCUCGCUGAUACCGCUCCUGUACGAUGUGCUAGGGAAGAUGGACGAUGAAUGGGACACCGCCACGGAGACUCUGAAGGAUUUGGCUCUGCUUGCCAAUAUUGCUUCCACUUCGUAUCUCGGCUUCGAGGAUGAGAAUGAAAUCUAUUACGCGGUAGCGGGUCUGGCUUUUUUGGCCAGAUACGGUGCAACUUUGGUUGAUUACUUAAUAAAUGGUAUUGGCGUGCAUGUGGCUACAUUGGGAAAUGCUGGAAUCGUGGCCUUAAUGGCCUACACACUUACUAACUGAUUGCAACAAUAAAAUAUUGGAAUUUUUAUAA
Messenger RNA from Drosophila kikkawai, 757 nucleotides. RefSeq lists its product as uncharacterized. NCBI's taxonomy places the organism in Eukaryota, Metazoa, Arthropoda, Insecta, Diptera, Drosophilidae. The record is from RefSeq and is a predicted model, not a curated record.